AUGGCGGUGAUUGGCCAUAUUAAGGUUUGUGCCGAAGCUUCUUUUCAGCCCCUUCAGCUGGCCUGGGAACACAUCCAUUUUGACGGAGCGUCGGCGGACAAGCACGGCGCAGCAUCCAUGCCGGUCUGCGAUCGCCUGCUUGGCGUUGAACGGUGGAUGCUUGCCCUCUCUUACCCCCCUGAGUUCUCUCCGCUCACAGGACGAGCACAGAGCACAUGCGCGACGACGACUUGCAUCAGAAAAGGGAAUAAGGACUGUCCGUCCGAAAGCACGAGGGUCAAAAAGCCACAUUCUAGGAUCGAUGUUGUUUGUACGCGGGUGAUAUCUACAUUUCCAGAAUCAAAAAAUAAAAAUAAAAAUAAAAAUAAAAAUAAAAAUAAAAAUAAAAAUAGGAAAAAACAAGGGGACGUCGUUCUUUUUUUCCUCAGAAAUGCCACUAGAGAAUCCAUGAUGUUUGCGCUGGCACGACGGAACCGAUUUGACAACUUUUCAGUGGCCGCAUGGAAGGUGGUUCGAAAAAUCCUGUUGCCAGACGAUUGCCGGAGAAUCGUCAUGCGCAAGCCAUUGUGUGGUCCACAGUUGGAUCAUGUUCAUUACUUCGCCGAGCGAACCCAUCCCAAGACUUCGCCUGCUUCAAUCGAGCAUUAUCACACCGUGACAGAAUCCAGAUUGGGUUUAGAACGAUGA
This is a messenger RNA of Coccidioides immitis RS, 687 nucleotides long. RefSeq lists its product as uncharacterized. Lineage: Eukaryota; Fungi; Ascomycota; Eurotiomycetes; Onygenales; Onygenaceae. The coding region runs from base 1 to 687 and encodes 228 amino acids. The record is from RefSeq and is a predicted model, not a curated record. The transcript is spliced from 2 exons.